CGGAGGACCCUUAACAGCCGCUAAUUCCUUCUCACGUGAACAGCUCCAUGUGAGCGCGGAGUUGACAGUAUUUGGUCCACAAAAUAACUGUUUGCAUCCAAUCAUUAUCGUUAAGAAUAACAUGGAUAUUAUUGAAGAUGACGAGCAGUUAGGUGAGACGUCUGAGGAGAACAGCGAAUUAUCUGACGGAGAGGUAACUGGUUAUUUUAUAGCGUGCUAGCUAACAUUAGCCAGGUUAGCUAGCUACUGUAGUUAGCUAACAAUGUCUCCACUAACGUUAUGUAGGUGAUCUACAACGCGUAACUUUGCUGUGUUUUUCGUUUUCAUUAGCUUCAAGAUGCAUUCGCAAAGGGGUUGUUAAAGCCUGGGUUGAACUUUACAACACAAGAACCGAAGAAGAUUGUCAACAAUGUGGUGAGUGUUGACAUGCGCAGAUGAACAUGUGUCUGCGACCAGAAAGCCACCAUUGUCUAUCGCUCUCUAAUUCAUGCUUUAUUCGACUCAUAAAUCACAAAUUAGUUAAUUUUCUAAUACGACCCGUAUUUUCUUCAUGGUUGUGGGCAGGAGGGUUUGAAACAAUGCCUCGCCGACUUUCGUAAAAACACACUACCCUGGGUAGAGAGGCUGGACAUGGUCAAUCUCCCAGCUGAUGACAUCGUUGCCAAGUCCGAGGGCAGACUCGACAACAAGGCCAGCGGAGACAUCAACCCAGAUGACGACUUCCAGAGAGAGAUGUUCUUGUGAGUGUCUAAUGUCCAUACACGUUUAUAUCAGUGGACAGAGACUUUGUUGUAAUGUCAUGAUGUAGUCCUAGUAAUAGCAAUUGUAAAACAUAUCCUCUCUUUCAUUGGUGUCUUCCAGUUACCGCCAAGCCCAAGCAGCUGUUCUGGAGGCGAUGCCCCGGCUACUGAAGCUGAAGAUAGCCACCAAGAGACCUGAGGACUACUUUGCAGAGAUGGCCAAGUCAGACCAGCAAAUGCAAAAGGUAGGAUGUCCUGACCUUACUCUCAGAGAUCUUGCCAUCUGUCAUUAUAUGUAUGUGACUGAAUUGCGUCAGGUAUGGAUUGAUCUCUCUGACACAAAAACUGUUGAAACGGUAUGUGUUGUCCAGCUUUUCCUUUAGCCAGUAAUUGCAGGCUUUUGGUAGAUAAAUGCAUGAAAGCAAAUAAACAUUGAAGUAUCCUGAUGAAAAUAAAUAUCCUCUAUAAAUCACAUUGGCUAUGCAUUGAGGUUGGUUCAGGAUGUCUUCUAAUUGCAUAAUCUCUCUACUCUGUCUUGAGCUAGUGCUCUCAAUAUGGAACUUGCAACAUUGUAUCAUGGUAGCGGUGUUGUGAUACUGGUGGUUUCUCGGAACAGGGAUUUUAACGUUGUGGCUAGAUGGAGUACAGCUGUAGCAUUUUAGCUAAGCCUAACCCUUUUCCUAACAUUGACCUAAUUCUUCUAACCUGCUACGUUAUGUCUCCUAACCUGCUACGUAAAGUCACUACUAUUCCUGUAGUUGUACUUCGUAGCCACAACCGUAGAAGCCAUCUGUCCCGAGGACCAUAAGUAUCACCACAACGGUGAGACACAACUGUAUGCACACGGGAGAAGUGUUCUGGUAUUUUAUGACGUUUUGCUAGAUUAUUCUCCCUAAAAUAGAAUUUACAAAAUUGUCAUACCUAGUCCACCAAGGAGGAGUAUUUAGAUGAAGUAAUUGCGCUUCCCUCUUCCACUAAUCUAAUGUCUGGUCGAGUAGUUGGCUAAAAACAGUGCAACACUAGCUCGAUAGCUAACUAGCUACUUUACCAAGGACGGAGGCACAGACAAGUGGAAAAAUAAAUACACUCUGCAGCAGAGGAUAUUGACAAGCUAGAUGGACGGAGGUAGACACGCUUUGUGCAUGGAGCCAAUGUGGUAGGCUAUCAUUCCUUGCAUUAUUAUUGCAGUCAUUUCCAUGGUGGUGUCAAUGAGUAGGCAGUGGGCACUCCUAAAAGCAUUAAGCGUUUAUCAUAGUCCAAAAGGGUGAAUGCAUACGCACAGCAGUGUUGUAGAAUAUUGGACCGUUGGCUUUCAUACUUCUCACAUUCUCAGAGCAGUUCAAGCAAUUUGUCCAACUGUCAAUGCAUUCAAAUGAAUAGAGGAUGCGUACCAGAGACUGGUUGGUUUGGAAUUGUAGGGAGGUACGCGUUCGGGCUGUUCGUCCCCCGCGGAUGUUGGUCUCAGAGCUGUGUAGCUAUGUAUGUCACAAUGGGACGCCGGACUAUCGCGUCCUAGCAUCUGUGGACUAUGAUUUACACUUUACACUACACGUGGCUGGCAUCCAAAUGGGAUUCUGUUUGAUAUGCACAUUUGUCCAGCAAAUUCAAAUCUGGUUGGACAUUUGACCGUCACGGAAAUACUGGUGUGGUCAUGAAUAAUGCUUUGUCUUUUCCUACAGAUCAGGAAGAAACUCAUCACGAAGCAGAUCAUGAUGGAGAAGUCGGAAAAGGCCAAGAAACUAAGAGAACAAAGGAAGUACGGCAAGAAGGUGAGUCUCCAUUCCUCUCACUGGAAUUGUACUCUUUAUUAUGUCGUCUUGGUGCAUUGUGAUCUUAUGAAAUGGGUGUUGUAGGUGCAAGUAGAGGUUAUUCAGAAGAGACAGAAGGAGAAGAAGGCCAUGAUGUCUGCUGUGAAGAGGUAUCAAAAAGGUGGGUCCUCUGUUUCUACAUGUUUUGUUUAUCACCCAAGUCACCCAACUUGUUCGCACUAUUUUGGUUAAGUUGCUUUGGGUGACAUCAUCUGCUAAAUGGGAUUCAUAACGUUAAACACCUUCCUCUCUCGUAGGCAUGACUGACAAACUGGACUUCCUGGAAGGAGAUCAGAAGACCGCUAGAGGAGCUCCAGCUAAAGGAGGAGCUCCAGCUAAAGGGGGUGCAGGGAAAGGGUCAGGAGGCCAAACACCUGAUAAAAAGGCCAUGAACAAGAAAGGGUAAGACGCCACAGAGAUGGGAAUGUUGUGCUCAAUGCUUCUUCUCCACCUACCUACCUAUAUUAAUUGUAUUCAGUGCUUUUAUACCAAAUCUAUAUGUACUGUACUUGGACUAAAACUGAAACCUCUGACUUGACAGGCCCAAUGCUAAGAGGAAGUAUAAAGACCAGAGGUUUGGCUUUGGCGGGAAGAAGAGUGGAACCAAGUGGAACACCAAGGACAGCCACAACGAUGUGUCAGGGUUCCGAGCCAAGGUGGCUCAUGGGAAAGGAGGAAAGAGAGGGAAAGGAGGCAAUGCGGGACCAGGAGGAAGGGGCCCCACCAAAGGAGGGACUGUAAGUCACUGACAGACAUGAUUGGGUCAUACAAUAUCACAUUUUGAAUUAAAAUAGUGUAUUGUUUAUAGUGUUGGUACAUUUUGUUUCAGUUAUUAUUUGAAAAAUCGUAGUUCUUUUGUAAUUUUGAAUUUUUGAUUCUUCAGAAACGACCUGGCAAGAAUGCGCGCAAGAAGAUGAAGGGUCGCUCCUAA
Coregonus sp. 'balchen' is the source of this 3479-nucleotide messenger RNA. Lineage: Eukaryota; Metazoa; Chordata; Actinopteri; Salmoniformes; Salmonidae. The record is from the annotation of a GenBank genome assembly.